Messenger RNA from Canariomyces notabilis, 2343 nucleotides. RefSeq lists its product as uncharacterized. Bases 1 to 2343 code for a protein of 780 amino acids. NCBI's taxonomy places the organism in Eukaryota, Fungi, Ascomycota, Sordariomycetes, Sordariales, Chaetomiaceae. The transcript has 2 exons. The record is from RefSeq and is a predicted model, not a curated record.
AUGUCCCUGCCGCGAUAUCCGUCGUCACGCCUUUCCGAUGUGCAGCUGCCCAUUGUGCUGGUCCCCGAUGUCGACGACGGGAAGAUGGUCUCCGACCUGGAACCCGAGUUGGAGAACCGGAAGGAAACACCAAGGGUCUUAGAGAAAGAGCAGUCCCCGCCGGCGCCUGAGCACCCGAUUCCGUCUAUGCAAGAAGCUUUUGCUGAAUCCUUGACCGAGGCCACGCAUGGAGAUGCCGCGGCAAAACCAAAACUACGCUCAGGGGAUGCCAAGGCAAGACGGGAGGAACUUCUCGACCAGGAAAAAUCGGAGCCGCCCCCGACUGCCCUGUGGCGUCGCCGCCCGGGACAGAAAACGCAUGAGCUUUGUAGGCUCAUGGCCCAGAUAUCGUUUGGCGUUUAUCUGCUGCUAAACGGCAUGGCCAACAGCCAGAUCUUGGUCGUCUCUAUCCUGCAAGGGCACAUAGACGAAGUAGACGAGUUUUUGGAGACAACGCUAGAAGACAUGGAGCUCGCCAUCAAGGACAUGAAGGACCGGAUUGAGCACCUGAGGCUCCCCAUGGACAACAUCGGCGUCUUUGAGCGCAUGUUGGAAAAUCGCGAUUUUCGUCUGCAGAUUCUUGAGGGCAACCAGAAGAUCGAACACAUCCUGGUUCGAACCCAAGUGGCACUUAAGCAGACCAUGCAGGAUCUCACCGAGGGUCUCACGGCAACCAGAGAGUUUACAAUCUAUCUCGCAGAGCAGCAGCAUGGCCAAUGGCGACGUGAGCGUCCGGAUGUGAUCGAUAUUUUUGAUGCUAUGAGGGGUAACACGGACGGGUGGUUCAAAGCGUUCAUGGAUUUGCAGGCCAUGGGAAGUUCAUUGAAUGCUCUAAUGGUCAAACUUGGCGAUAUCGUCUCGGAGAUGGAACGGCGGGCAGGAGAAGUCAGCCGCAGGACUAGGUUUAGUGUCGAACCUUAUACCUCUCCCGGGCAUAGUCCUCGACUGUCGGACACGUCUGAAGUCGUGACCACUUCAAGUUCGCCCACAAAAACGGCAGCAAACUUACCUCGACGCUCCUCGAUACGCCCAAGCACGAUGAGCACAGUUGCUGCUUCUGAGGCGUCCUAUUUUGACCUACCUUUUCAUCUUGAAGAGCAGCCGGAGACGACGGGGGAUCCGCCAGGCGAUGCUGCGCAAGGAGAACCGGCAAGUCAGUCACCACGAAGGAUGGUCAUCACGCUUCCUUCAUCACAGUCGCCGCCAGGGUCCCCGCCUCGGUCACCACCAGCUCGCAAUCCGCGACGACUCUCCGAACGGCCAGCGGCACUGCUAGAUGCGCCUAAACUCGAAACCCCCCAAGAGAACGUGGAGGAAAAUGAGGAGAGCACCCUCUAUAUCCUCCAGCCACGAACCUAUACACCUCAACCACCAUCACCGCAUCCUUCGCCUCGUAUCCCUGAUGAGCCGCCCAAACCAGAACCUGAAGAUGACAUACCACGACCUGAAUCACCCGUCUUCUACGUGGAGGCCGCGGCUCAGCUGCAAGUCAAGCUGCAAGUCAACUUACCGAAGCCACAGGCCGAGCAGGUCUUGUCGAACCCCCAGGUUCACAGGCCAAGGGUGGUUGAAAUUGGAGCGAGGACUGAUCAGAAGCCCGUCCCGAAGCGAAGCCCUAGGCCAGAUCUCCACCCGGCGUCUAGGUCGGACCCUGCCCAGGCGCCAGAGCUAGUAGUUGCUGCGGAACUGCAUGAUGCGCCGGAGGUACAUGAGCCGCGGCGCACCUCUCUGCGAGAUCGGAUCUCGCUGAAAAUGAAUCCCCCAGAAUCCAUCCAGGUUCCGCCGCCUAACGCGUUGGGGCUGCAGCUGCCAAUGCACCCCGCUCACCUAGGCUUUCAGGCUCCAGAUUCAGCCUACGGUUCUGAUAUGGAGCGGCCACCCAUAAACUCGUCCCUUCCCGACUUCACUCCGCCGUUUGCUCGCCCGGGCGUGCUCCCCUCACCGCAUUCAGACCGGCAGUUCUUUCGGCCGGUACAGGCCAGCCCAUACUCACCCCUUCAGCAGAGACCACACACGUCCGGAACUGCUGGGCCUCAGCACUUCCCUCCGCCUCCCCGAAAGACACCGUCGGCGAUGGGAAUGAGCAUAAUGAGCAACAGCACAACAAUGAGUAAUGCGACGGGCAAGACGCUGAAGAAGAAGCGCAGUGCGUUUGGGUGGCUGAAGAAGGCCUUUUCCCUCGACGAGGAAGAACGGGCAGUGUUUGAGCAAAGGAGAGCAGAACCCGUACCCACACCCUAUUAUGCCAGCGAAGGCCCCAAGUUCUUGGACGGCAAACGCAUCCGGCCCCGUCCGGGUUAUUAG